GCCUCCCCAAUCCCCGGGGCGGGGGCGAGGAGCCCACGGGGGCGUCACAGCCCUGUCAGGGCUGGUGGGGACCCGAGGUACUGCCGGCGGGGUCCGUGCGCCAACGGGUGAGCGCGAGGGGGCCGGGGCGGCAGCUCCAGCCCCGCGAGCGCCAGGGCUCCGGCGGCGAGCGUUUCGCAGGAAUGUAAAUGAGCGCGCUCCGUGCGGGGCGGGGGCGGGAGGGGGCGGGAGCGGGGGCGGGUUGCACAUUUUACAGCUCACUGACCAUUUGGCGAGCCAUUGAGCGCCCGGUUUGGAAAAGUGGCUCCUUUGUGGCCGCGCUCGCCAGAUUGGGGGGCUGCCCAUUUGCAUCUCAUCAGCCAUGCGGGCGGCCGGCGCGAUAUAAACGCGGGCGCAGCGCCGGCACGGCCAGGGCGCAGUGGAGACCCAGCCGGGGCGGAGCGGGGCGGGCAGCGCGCGGAGCCGCCUCCCACGCCCGGCGAGCCUGUGCGCGCCGCCGCGGAUGGCACUGGCUGGCUCGGGCCAAGAGACGCGGGCCUCGGCGGUGGCGCAGGAGGCUCGGACGCUGCACGCUCGUUGACACGGCCACUGCCCGGCCGCCGCUACGGCCGCCGGCACCCAGGUAGCGUCUGCGCUCGCGGCCGAAUCACCGCCGCGCCGGGACACGCAGAACCGCGCUCGGAUCGGCUGCGAGGUUUCCUCCGCCGCGCGUACGCGGGCGCGCCCUCCUCCCUCAGUCCAGCCGGGACGCCCGAGACAAAACCAGGAAGGCGAAGACGCUGACCCGCCUGCGCAACUGGGACACUGCGGCGGGCACCCCGCACUGGGCAGAAGGAGCCUGGCGUCAAGCGCGGCCCGGCGGAAGGGACGAGAAGUGGGUGCCAUGGGCCGCCGCGGCGCGCUGGCCCUCGCCAUGGUCUCGGCUCUGCUGUGCCAGGUCUGGAGCUCGGGGGUGUUCGAGCUGAAGCUGCAGGAGUUCGUCAACAAGAAGGGGCUCUUGGGGAACCGCAGCUGCUGCCGCGCUGCCACGGGGCCACCGUGCGCUUGCCGGACCUUCUUCCGCGUGUGCCUCAAACACUACCAGGCCAGCGUGUCCCCCGAGCCACCCUGCACCUACGGCAGUGCCGUCACUCCCGUGCUGGGUGUGGACUCUUUCAGCCUGCCCGAAGGCUCGGGUGCCGACCCCGCCUUCAGCAACCCCAUCCGCUUCCCCUUCGGCUUCACCUGGCCGGGCACAUUCUCCCUCAUCAUUGAAGCUCUGCACACGGAUUCCCCGGAUGACUUGGCCACAGAGAAUCCCGAGCGUCUCAUCAGUCGCCUGGCCACGCAGAGGCACCUGACCGUGGGCGAGGAAUGGUCCCAGGACCUGCACAGCAAUGGCCGCACCGACCUUAAGUACUCCUACCGCUUCGUGUGCGAUGAGCACUACUACGGCGAGGGCUGCUCUGUGUUCUGCCGGCCCAGGGACGAUGCCUUUGGCCACUUCACCUGCGGAGAGCGGGGCGAGAAGGUCUGCAACUCUGGCUGGAAAGGCCAGUACUGCACGGAACCAAUCUGCCUCCCGGGGUGCGACGAGCAGCACGGCUUCUGCGACCGGCCAGGCGAGUGCAAGUGCAGAGUGGGCUGGCAGGGCCGAUAUUGUGACCAGUGCAUCCGCUAUCCUGGCUGUCUCCACGGCACCUGCCAGCAGCCCUGGCAGUGCAACUGCCAGGAGGGCUGGGGAGGCCUCUUCUGCAACCAAGAUCUCAACUACUGCACGCACCACAAGCCCUGCAGGAACGGGGCCACCUGUACCAACACAGGCCAGGGCAGCUAUACCUGUUCUUGCCGGCCAGGCUACUCAGGUGCCAACUGCGAGCUGGAGACAGACGAGUGUGAGGCUGGCCCCUGCAGGAAUGGUGGCAGCUGCACGGACCUGGAGAACAGCUUCUCCUGUACCUGUCCACCUGGCUUCUACGGCAGGCUCUGUGAGUUGAGUGCUAUGACCUGCGCUGAUGGCCCCUGUUUCAAUGGGGGACGCUGCUCAGACAACCCCGAAGGCGGCUACACCUGCCACUGCCCCCUGGGCUACUCUGGCUUCAACUGCGAGAAGAAGACAGAUGCCUGCAGCUCCUCACCCUGCUCCAAUGGUGCCACCUGUGUAGAUCUUGGCAACGCCUACCUGUGCCGCUGCCCAGCGGGCUUCUCUGGGAGGCACUGUGAGAACAAUCUGGAUGACUGUGCCUCUUCACCAUGCUCACAUGGAGGCACCUGCCGGGAUGGUGUCAACGACUACUCCUGUACCUGCCCCCCAGGCUACAUGGGCGGGAACUGCAGUGCCCCCGUCAGCCGCUGCGAGCACGCACCCUGCCACAACGGGGCCACCUGCCAUGAGAGAGGACACCGGUACCUGUGCGAGUGCGCCCAGGGCUACGGUGGCCCCAACUGCCAAUUCCUGCUGCCAGAGCCACCCCAGGGCCCCGUGGUGGUGGACCUCACAGAGAAGUUGGUUGAAAGCCAGGGUGGACCAUUCCCCUGGGUGGCUGUGUGUGCCGGCGUCAUCCUGGUCCUCAUGCUGCUGCUCGGCUGUGCUGCCACCAUCGUGUGCGUGCGGCUACGGCUGCAGAAGCGCCGGCCACCUGCUGAUCCCUGCCGGGGCGAGGCAGGGACCAUGAACAACCUGGCUAGCUGUCAGCGAGAGAAGGACUUGGCGGUGAGCGUCAUUGGGCCUGCACAGAUCAAGAACACCAACAAGAAGGCUGACUUCCAGGGGGACCACGGUGCCGCCGACAGGAAUGGCUUCCGAGCCCGCUACCCUGCUGUGGACUAUAAUCUGGUGCCAGACCUCACGGGCAGUGAUACCGGCAGCAGUGACGCUCCUGGGCACCCAGACAUCAAGCGGCAGCCCCAGGGCUGUACCGGGGAGGAGAAGGGCAGCUCUGCCACACUCAGGGGUGGGGAAGCCACAGAGAGGCGAAGACCUGACCCUGCCUACCCCAGCACGAAGGACACCAAGUACCAGUCAGUGUACGUCAUAUCGGAGGAGAAGGAUGAGUGCGUCAUCGCCACCGAGGUGUAGACUGGAAACCAGGUGGUGAGAUCCCCGUUUCUCUGCCCUGAAAUUCCCAGGAUAUUUGCCCCGACGGAUGCUGCUGAGUGGUGAGGGAGGCGCCCAGGGCUGCUGCUGAAGAGCCCCCAGCUCGAGCUGGUUCUCUCCCAAGGCUGCAGGGGCUGCAGGGGCUGGCCACCCGUUGCACUGCCUUCAUGUCACCCUGUUGCACUAUGGGCCGUUGUGUCCGCAGGCAUGUGUGACCUGGUGAGCACCGACCAUGCGCAUACUGCCUGAGGUGGGCCCCUUGGAGUCCUGUGAGCAAGCCUUGAGUUAGAAACACCCACUGCCUUCAUUGUCCUUUUUGAUACUAAAAAUGUGUUUUUCUAGAUAAAAAAAAUGUGUUAUUUUUUUGAUUUGUAAAAAUAUUUUCAUGAUAUCUGUAAAGCUUGAGUAUUUUGUGAUGUUCAUUUUUUAUAAUUUAAAAUUUGGUAAAUAUGUAUAAAGGCACUUCAGGUCUAUGUGACUAUAUUUUUUGUAUAUAAAUGUAUUUAUGGAAUAUUGUGCAAAUGUUAUUUGAGUUUUUUACAGUUUUGU
Messenger RNA from Ochotona princeps (American pika), 3625 nucleotides. RefSeq names its product delta like canonical Notch ligand 1 (gene DLL1). Gene Ontology annotation, biological process: heterophilic cell-cell adhesion; Notch signaling pathway; multicellular organism development. The record is from RefSeq and is a predicted model, not a curated record. The coding region runs from base 884 to 3058 and encodes 724 amino acids. Gene Ontology annotation, cellular component: protein-containing complex; plasma membrane. The transcript is spliced from 11 exons. Gene Ontology annotation, molecular function: calcium ion binding. Lineage: Eukaryota; Metazoa; Chordata; Mammalia; Lagomorpha; Ochotonidae.